This is a messenger RNA of Otolemur garnettii (small-eared galago), 2591 nucleotides long. It is a transcript of the gene TOX2, whose product is annotated as TOX high mobility group box family member 2. Gene Ontology annotation, cellular component: nucleus. Gene Ontology annotation, biological process: regulation of transcription by RNA polymerase II. The record is from RefSeq and is a predicted model, not a curated record. The transcript has 8 exons. Lineage: Eukaryota; Metazoa; Chordata; Mammalia; Primates; Galagidae. Gene Ontology annotation, molecular function: chromatin DNA binding. The coding region runs from base 208 to 1674 and encodes 488 amino acids.
ACUAGGAGCUCCGAGCAUGCAGGCCCAAAUUGGGAUAGAAGAUGGAUUUUGAUAAAAGAGGUUAAAUAACAGGUUUUUCCAUUUCACCUUAUAGGAACGGGAUGGGGGGUGGGGGUGCCGGGCCUCCAGCCAAUAGAGGACCAAGAGUUGUCAGGAGGGCUUAUAAAGCUUGCUAUUUCUGGCAUUUUUUCUCUUUCUCUGCUGAUUAUGCAGCAGAAUCGUACAGAGGCUGUCGCGGGCGCGUUCUCUCGCUGCCUGGGCUUCUGUGGAAUGAGACUCGGGCUCCUUCUACUUGGAAGACACUGGUGCAUUGCAGGUGUGUUUCCGCAGAAGUUUGAUGGUGACAGUGCUUACGUGGGGAUGAGUGACGGAAACCCAGAGCUCCUGUCAACCAGCCAGACCUACAACGGCCAGAGCGAGAACAACGAAGACUAUGAGAUUCCCCCAAUAACACCUCCUAACCUUCCUGAGCCGUCCCUCCUGCACCUGGGGGACCACGAAGCCAGCUACCACUCGCUGUGCCACGGCCUCACCCCCAACGGUCUGCUCCCUGCCUACUCCUACCAGGCCAUGGACCUUCCUGCCAUCAUGGUGUCCAACAUGCUGGCACAGGACAGUCACCUGCUGUCGGGCCAGCUGCCCACGAUCCAGGAGAUGGUCCACUCGGAAGUGGCUGCCUAUGACUCAGGCCGGCCAGGGCCGCUGAUGGGCCGCCCGGCGAUGCUGGCCAGCCACAUGAGUGCCCUCAGCCAGUCCCAGCUCAUCUCACAGAUGGGCAUCAGGAGCAGCAUUGCCCACAGCUCCCCGUCACCUCCUGGGAGCAAGUCAGCGACCCCGUCUCCCUCCAGUUCAACACAGGAGGAGGAGUCAGAAGCCCAUUUCAAGAUCUCGGGAGAAAAGAGACCCUCAGCUGACCCAGGAAAAAAGGCCAAGAACCCAAAAAAGAAGAAAAAGAAGGACCCCAAUGAGCCACAGAAGCCUGUGUCAGCCUACGCACUCUUCUUCAGAGACACUCAGGCUGCCAUCAAGGGACAGAACCCCAGCGCCACCUUCGGGGAUGUGUCCAAGAUUGUGGCCUCCAUGUGGGACAGCCUGGGAGAGGAACAGAAGCAGAGCUCCCCAGAUCAAGGUGAGACCAAGAGCACUCAGGUGAACCCACCAGCCAAAAUGCUGCCACCCAAGCAACCCAUGUAUGCCAUGCCAGGCCUGGCUUCCUUCCUGACGCCGUCGGACCUGCAGGCCUUCCGCAGCGGGGCCUCUCCCGCCAGCCUCGCCCGGACACUGGGCUCCAAGUCGCUGCUGCCAGGCCUCAGCACAUCCCCACCACCGCCACCCUCCUUCCCACUCAGCCCCCCACUGCACCAGCAGCUGCCACUGCCCCCCCACGCACAGGGCGCCCUUCUCAGCCCACCUGUCAGCAUGUCCCCAGCCCCCCAGGCCCCUGUCCUGCCUACCCCCAUGGCACUUCAGGUGCAGCUGGCGAUGAGUCCCUCACCUCCAGGGCCACAGGACUUCCCUCACAUCUCUGAGUUCCCCAGCAGCUCAGGACCCCGCUCUCCUGGCCCAUCCAACCCCACGAGCAGCGGGGACUGGGACAGCAGUUACCCCAGCGGGGAGUGCGGCAUCAGCACUUGCAGCCUGCUCCCCAGGGAUAAAUCGCUCUACCUCACCUAAGCCCACCUCCCCCCGUCCCUGAGGCUCGCUGGAAGGGCACUGCUCCGGGCCUGAAGGGCUGACAGCAAAAAAGAGGCCUUGGCAGGAGGCAGGGUGACCGAUCUGAGAGAGCAGUGACCCCAAUGCCCCCGGGCUGAGUCUCUCCCGUGACCUCCCACCGGACUGUGCAGAGGCAGCCCACUGUCUGCUGCCAGCCCAAAGAACCUGCAGGAACCUUCUGCCUGCGACCUGCUUGCUCCAGGGUAGCUGUGGACCCCGCUCCUCACCCUGCACAUGGUACCCUACAUCUGGACGCCUGGCCCCAGCCCCAGCCCACCUGGCUGCCCCUGGCGGGGUCUCUCACCAACAGGCACCCACCCCAGAUGUGUAGGCCGGGGGCCCACCACGAUGGACACGCACAUACGGUUUUCCGGUGUGAACAAAAGAUUAUGAAACCCUAUAAACCGUUGGCUCUGUGUAAGUAGUUGGCUAAGUGUUUUAGAACUGUGCUGAAGACAUCUGUAAGAUUAUUUUGUGGGGGAAAAAGUAGUUUCCUUUAAGGUAAAAAGCAUUUUUAUAUGACCCUUAGCACAUUGUUUUUAAGUUUUAUCUUAAGGGAGACCUGCACAAAAGCGGCCACCAAACCGUUUCAUCGUCUGCACAGCCAGAACCGGACCAUUGUAGCCACCCUCAGAGGAUCGCUCUUUUCUGUUAACCAUCUGUCCAUCUAUUUAAAAUUGCCAAUGAUGACUUUUGUCUAUUUCCGAAGAGACCUUGAGAACAAAGUUGCAGCCUAUCAUAACGUGUGUGUGGUUUUGGGGUUUGGUUUUGGUUCUUGACGUUGUUUGCAGCUGUUUCCUGGCCCUGGCGAAUGUCUGUGUCGGUGCCCAGUGCUUCUCUCAAAUCUCUUUGUAAUAAAAAUUCGGAAAAGUUGAAAA